Molecule: messenger RNA, 834 nt
Organism: Helianthus annuus (common sunflower)
Lineage: Eukaryota; Viridiplantae; Streptophyta; Magnoliopsida; Asterales; Asteraceae
Exons: 3
Coding region: 1-834 (277 amino acids)
Source: RefSeq, a predicted model, not a curated record
AUGGCUAACGAUUUUAAUUGUUUCAUAGAGGAGGUUAAUCUACAGGAGUAUACUAUGCGUGGGAAUAAGUUCACAUUCUUGGCAGGCACGGGGAAUGAUUGUAAAAUGAGCAAGAUUGAUCAUGUUCUUGUAUGUCAAGAGUUUUUUAAUAGGUGGCCUGGGGCGUGUUUGAGGGCUCUUUCUCGUGAAUUGUCUGAUCAUUGUCCUUUGGUUCUCUCGGUGUAUGAUUCUAACUUUGGAGCGAAACCAUUCAAAUGGUUCAACUCUUGGCUAGAUAAGGAUAGUUGUGAGCAGGUUGUUGUUGAAGCGUUACAUGGUUUUUCUGGUUCUGGGCCGGCGGAUGUGAGGUUACACAAGAAGUUAGGUGCGGUUAGAAAUGGGUUAAGAAAGUGGUGGAAAGAGAUUUCUAAAAAAGAAGAGGAUGCUUUGAUCUUGUGGAGACUCGAGAUUUCUAGAAAUGGGGCUAGAGCGUCUUAUGGAGACUCGGGAUUUAGAAGAGGAAGAAGUUUGGUUUUGGAGGAGAGCAAAAAGGAAUUAGAGAAGAAUUUGUAUCUUAAAAAUCGUGAUCUUCAUCAGAAAUCUAGAGUCAAGUGGGCGUCUUUGGGGGAUGAGAAUUCGGGUUUUUUUCAUCGGUGUAUUAAAGGUAGGAGGGCGGCUAAUGCCAUCCCGGGGUUGUUAGUGGAUGGGUCUUGGGUUUCUAAACCGGCGUUGGUUUCGGAAGAGAGUAUUGGAAAUCUGAUAGCUCCGUUCUCUAAGGAAGAAGUCAAGGCUGUAACAUCCGUCAAAAUCGACCCGUUUCAGAAAUCCGACCCGUUUUUAAAAUCUGGAUACUAA